UCAUUGAAGUGUGAGAAGGAGGUUUUAAGGCAGAUAGACAACAUCCUGUUGUUGGGGAGCUCCUCUCUCUUUUUCUGCACAUCUGGCUGAACUGGGAGUCAGGUGGCUGACUUGCGCCCGGCUUGCAGCAGCGGUCGUGACAUCUGCCUUGCACCGUCCGUCGCCUCAGCGGCCCGAGAGUCCCCCAGGCCAUGGACGCGGUGGCUGUGUACCACGGCAAAAUCAGCCGGGAGACGGGGGAGAAGCUCCUGCUGGCCACGGGUCUGGACGGCAGCUAUCUGCUGAGGGACAGCGAGAGUGUCCCGGGCGUGUACUGCCUGUGUGUGCUCCAUGCAUGUGGUAACUCUCGGGUCAUGCUAAAUACAUUGAUUCUACAGGCUUCAAGAGAAAUACGUGGAAGCAGGUAUCAAGGUUACAUUUAUACAUACCGAGUGUCCCAGACAGAAACAGGUUCUUGGAGUGCUGAGACGGCCCCCGGGGUCCAUAAAAGAUUUUUCCGGAAAAUAAAAAAUCUCAUUUCAGCAUUUCAGAAGCCAGAUCAAGGUAUUGUAAUACCUCUGCAGUAUCCAGUUGAGAAGAAGUGCUCAGUUAGAAGCGCACAAGGUACUGCAGGGAGAAGAGAAGAUCCUGAUGUCUUCCUGAAAGCACCAUGAAGGAAAAUAAAAUACCUUUACUUUAUUUUCUAUAAUUUAAAUAUACGCUAAGUCUUAUAUAUUGUAGAUAAUACAGUUCAGUGAGUUACAAAUGUAUUUCUAAAACCAUCAUCGUCCUGUAAUGGAAGUAUCUAGCAUGAUGUAAAAGCUGAAAUGGACUUUGCCGAUAAUGAGGAGCUUUGAAAUGAGGACUGGGAAAAAAAAGAAUUCCACAGGUUAUUUUCAGUUGUAUUUACGAACGGGAAAUGAUUCAAAACACAGUGAUACCUUAUAAAAGAUUAAUGUCAAUUCUUGCCAAAUACAAAUAAAAAUAACCCUCAGUUUUUCUCAAAAGCACCAUUUUUAGUGAAAUAUUAUUUGACAGCUACUGAUUCUAAGAUGUCUUGCUUGAUUAGAUGUCAGGAAGCUGGUUCGUGUCCCUUGUCUUUGUCGUGCGUGGUUCUAAUUAGGUAUUAUGCUCUCCACUAGUUAUGGUGGUGAAGACCCUUAUGGGGAAUUUCUGAAGUUGUGCACUGUGUGUUAAAACAAGUACUAGAUAAAGAGUGAAGAAUUUCUGUUUAAUUCUGAAAGCAACCUUCUUGCCUAGUGUUCUGAUAUUGGAUAGUAGAAUCCACAGACCAAUCUGGAGUUUAAAAAUCCCAUAAUUUAAAAUAUGCCCUAAACGUUUGUUAUAAUUGAAAUUACAUUACAAAUCCAAUGAAAUACACUUUUUUUUUUUUUUUUUUUUUUACCAUCUACCUCUGCCCCGGUUGUUGCUACUCUGUGUAAAACCUAAUUUUGAGAGGAAGCUUCGGCAUCUGGGCUCAUGAGUAGCUGAUUUACAAGUGGUCUCCCUAUUAGCCCCACCAGAGCAUUGGAAACCUUAUGGUUAUGUUAUUUCUCAACAGUUCCAAGUGAUGGCAACCUGAGAGCCAAGAUUUUACACAGUGACAGAUAUUUAUAUUUUUUUGGCCACAUUUAUAUUUUCAUGACUUUUGUGAUUUGAUUAUAUAUCAAGCUGUUUCAGGGCUCCUGGAAUUCAUUCACUCAACAAACAGAAUAGGCACUGAGGUAGAGAAGUAAAAACCCCCAGUCCCUGUGCUUAGGCAGUGCACUGUCUAGUUGGACAAGAAAACAAUAACGAUUUUAAAAAGUAACACGAAAAGACAAAAAAAAAAGACAAUGAAAAGUGAUAAGCACAUGGUAAGUGAGGUUCCCAAUGUGCAGGUAGAUCUGUUGUUAGAGGCCAAAUGAGUCAACAUAAAUACUCUGGUCCAUGGUCUGUAGGAAAAUGCUAAAUUCUAUUGUAAACUAAUAAAUCGGAAUUCUGGCUUUUACAUGAGUGGGGGUGAGCUUGAUGAACUGCCGAGAGACAGAGCUACUCUCCGUGCAUUGGCAAGAUCUGGCUUCUGAGCAUUUAGCAUGGAUGCAGUGGGAGUGCAAAGGUGGAGGUUGGCCGUGAUCAUGUAUUGUGGGCAAUUUACCAUUUCUAGAAAUAAAAGGAUCACUUUAACUUGUAAAGGAAUUCGGAAAGCUGACUUUCAAAACCAAAUGUGUAUGUUUAGAUAAUUUUUCCUUAUUUGUGGCUUGGGUUUAAAUUUUAAUAGGCAUAACUAAUUUUUACUCUCUCUAACUUGUUCAUUCUGGAAUAAUCCUAAAUAUAUGAAUUAUGUUUGCAUGUUUCUUUACCAGAGUCUUUUUUGAAAAAGCCUUUUUGAAUCAUGAAUGGUCUUUCAUAUUUUAAUAAAGUAUUUGAAAGCUUUA
Neofelis nebulosa (Clouded leopard) is the source of this 2396-nucleotide messenger RNA. It is a transcript of the gene SH2D1A, whose product is annotated as SH2 domain containing 1A. Gene Ontology annotation, cellular component: cytoplasm. Lineage: Eukaryota; Metazoa; Chordata; Mammalia; Carnivora; Felidae. Gene Ontology annotation, biological process: cellular defense response; cell-cell signaling. The record is from RefSeq and is a predicted model, not a curated record. The transcript has 5 exons. Bases 192 to 653 code for a protein of 153 amino acids.